Molecule: messenger RNA, 1506 nt
Organism: Candidula unifasciata
Lineage: Eukaryota; Metazoa; Mollusca; Gastropoda; Stylommatophora; Geomitridae
Source: the annotation of a GenBank genome assembly
AUGGCAGACCGUUACAUCAACGCAGCCAAAGAUGGAUACAUUGACAUCUUAAAAGAAGCUACCAAAAGAGACCUGAACGCGCCCGACGAGGACGGAAUGACAGCGACCUUGUGGGCUGCGCAUACAGGGAACCUCGAGGCACUGAGGCUGAUUGUAGGAAGAGAAGGAGAUGUGAAUAAAGCCGACUACCAAGGAAUGACCGCCUUACACCAUGCCGCUCUGAGAGGUCACAUUGGCGUGGUCAGUUAUCUAGUCCACUGGGGUUGUAAUGUCUAUGCCCUGGACAAUGACUAUCACUCAGCCUUGGAUCUGGCUGCCUUAUACGAGCGCCAUGAAAUUGUAAGAUUUCUAGAUGCACAGCUGGCUGAGAAACUAGCUAAGAAUCCAAAACAAGUAUCCAGACUGAAAGAAGAAGCUGUGAAAGUUGUAGAAAACAACAUCAAGAGGUAUGAGAAAUUAACUGAAAAUGCUGCCAGAAAAGCUGAGAAGGAACAGAGAAGGCUGGAGUCAAAGAUUGUUCAUCAGUUAAGCCAGCAAAGUGAAACAUCUAAUGUUGAUUCCAAAACAAAACAAGGAUUCUUCAAAUCAUUAACACUUAGAAUGAAGGGUGUAUCCAUUAUUAGCAAUUCGGAUGAUGGCUCAGAAAGACAUAAGUCCCAUGUGUAUUCAGAUGCUGCAGGAAUGACUUCAUUAGGAAACAAAUCCGGAAUUGCCAAAAGAAUCCAGAUGAGACGAUUAGAAUCAUUGACACCUAAAUCUUCAGCAGGUGUACAUGAAUUUAAAGUCAGUGAUUUGGAUGACAGUGGUAACCGGACGAUUCGGUCAAUAAGUAAUGGAUUUGUGGGGUCAACAUCAGAAGUAAUGUAUGUGGCAGGGGAUAAACGGUCAAAGAAAGGGGAGCUGAGCCUAAGGAAAGGAGAUUUAUUUAGAGCCAAAAGUGAGUCAGAGUUAUUAGAUUCAGGGACAGACACCUACUAUGAAGAAGAGGAUGAUGAUACCAACAGCGGAGGAGGAAUGUUUAACAGGCCAGAAUUUGGCAGAUUGGCCUUUCUACCCAAAAAUCCAUUCCUAAACACAAUCCAGUCUUUCGAUGAUAGCUACCUACCUUCAUCCCAAACUAAAGUCAACAGUGAUAGCCAGCGUCUCUCAGGUGGAAUAGAUGAGCUUAUGGAUUCAGAGCUGGUAAAUGGCAUCACUAGUCCACAAAAGCAGUCACUACCAUGGAACCAAGAUGACUUGGGUAAUCUAGAUGAUGAUGACGAGGAUGAUCAAGAUAACAGUGAAUUGUCUGCUGUCAACAUGUUUCUCUGGUCUUGUGGGCUUGCUAGUUACUUGCAUAUUUUCUCACAAGAAAAAAUUGACAUGCAGGUAUUAACUUCAAUGACAGACUCCGAAUUAAAGGAGUUGGGGCUUCCAUUUGGGCCCAGAAAGAAACUUAGGGAUGCCAUUGCUAAAAGAAAGACAGUUUUGGAGACCCCUGCAAGGAUGAUUGACAGCCAGUUGUGA